CCGGACCGCCGCAGUAGCAGUAGUCUCAUCAUCAGUGAGGGGAAGAGGCAGGAGCAUCUUCCCGUUGCGCCCUCGCCGCCGCUCUACCUUCCUCCCUCCCUCCCUUCCUCACUCACACCGGAGGCCGCGAUGCUGGAGAUCCACCUGGACGAUGGGGUGGGGGGCGUCGUGGGCGGGGUGGGGGGCGCCGCCUACGCGGGCGACGACUACUGCUCGGGCUCGGUGAUGUCGGAGCGCGUCUCGGGCCUGGCCAACAGCAUCUACCGCGAGUUCGAGCGCCUCAUCCGCUGCUACGACGAGGAGGUGGUCAAGGAGCUGAUGCCGCUGGUGGUGACCGUGCUGGAGAACCUGGACUCCGUCCUCACCGACAACCAGGAGCACGAGGUGGAGCUGGAGCUGCUGCGCGAGGACAACGAGCAGCUCCUCACCCAGUACGAGCGCGAGAAGGCCCUCCGCAAGCAGGCCGAGGAGAAGUUCAUUGAAUUUGAAGAUGCACUGGAGCAGGAGAAAAAAGAAUUGCAGAUACAGGUUGAGCACCUUGAAUUUCAGACACGGCAGCUGGAGUUGAAGGCCAAGAAUUAUUCAGACCAGAUUUCCCGGUUGGAGGAACGUGAAUCUGAAAUGAAGAAAGAGUAUAAUGCUCUUCACCAGCGACACACAGAGAUGAUCCAGACCUACGUGGAACACAUUGAGCGGUCCAAACUGCAGCAAGUUGCUGCUGGAAACAGUCAAAAUGACAGUGGCCUACCUGGGAGGAGUCACCGCCAGUCAUGGAGGAAAAGUGUGAAGAGGCGUCCUAACUCUCUGAACAUCCCCCUUACAGAUGAUAUGGUACGUGGGCAGGGUGGGGGCAAGAUCAUCCCCGCAGUGGACCACUGGCACUUCAGUGACCUCGGCCAGCUGCAGUCCAACUCCAGCUACAAGUGCCCGCCUGAUGAAAUGUCUGAAUCGGGGCAGUCUUCUGCAGCUGCAACACCAAGCACCACUGGAACAAAAUCCAAUACACCCACCUCAUCUGUUCCUUCUGCUGCGGUCACUCCCCUAAAUGAGAGUCUUCAGCCCAUGAAUGACUACGUCACAUCAAAGAACAACAAGCGGUCCCGGGAAAAACGGAACAGUCGAAAUAUGGAGGUCCAGGUGGUCCAGGAGACAAGAAAUGUGAGCAUAGGCAUGGGAAGCAGUGAUGAAGGAUCAGAUUUCCAAGAUAUUGACUCUACUCCAGAGUUGGAGACAUGCCAGGAUCCCAGACUGGAGCGCACAGGAAACAGCCCUACCCAGGGGAUUGUGAACAAAGCCUUCGGCAUCAACACUGACUCGCUUUAUACUGAACUUACGGAAGUGGGCUCAGAAGCCAUUGGGGAUGUGGAUGAAGGAGCAGACCUGCUAGGGGAGUUCUCAGUGCGGGAUGAUUUCUUUGGGAUGGGCAAAGAAGUGGGGAAUCUAUUGAUGGAGAACACACAGCUGCUGGAAACUAAAAAUGCUUUGAACAUAGUGAAGAAUGACUUAAUUGCAAAGGUAGACCAGCUCACUGGUGAACAGGAGGUGUUGAAAGGUGAGCUUGAAGCCACAAAGCAAGCAAAAGCCAAGAUGGAAAGCAGAAUCAAAGAACUUGAAGAGGAGCUCAAAAGAGUGAAAUCAGAAGUGAUUGUUGCCAGACGAGAGCCGAAAGAAGAGGUUGAGGAUGUAAGCAGCUAUCUCUGUACAGAAUUGCCAUCCUCCUCCCCACUGCAGGACAACAUCCCCAUCGCACAACGAAGGCGCUUCACCCGAGUGGAGAUGGCCCGAGUCCUCAUGGAACGCAAUCAAUACAAGGAGAGGCUCAUGGAGCUGCAGGAGGCCGUCAGAUGGACGGAGAUGAUCAGAGCCUCCCGAGAACACCCUUCUGUGCAAGAGAAGAAGAAAUCAACAAUUUGGCAAUUCUUCAGCCGCUUGUUCAGCUCCUCUUCCAGCCCUCCGCCAGCAAAGAGAAGUUAUCCUUCCAUGAACAUCCACUACAAAUCCCCCACGACCGCUGGGUUCAGCCAGCGCCGCAGUCACACUAUGUGCCAGAUCUCGGCUGGGAGUCGCACCUUGGAGUUCUUCCCAGAUGAUGACUGCACAUCAACAGCACGUCGCGAGCAGAAGCGUGAGCAGUACCGCCAAGUCCGGGAGCACGUGCGCAAUGAUGACGGCCGCUUGCAGGCCUGCGGGUGGAGCCUGCCAGCCAAGUACAAGCAGCUGAGUCCCAACGGUGGCCAGGAAGACAACCGGAUGAAGAAUGUCCCAGUGCCUGUGUACUGCCGCCCUCUUGUAGAAAAAGACCCAACCAUGAAGUUGUGGUGUGCAGCCGGUGUCAAUCUAAUGGGUUGGAAGCCUGUGGAACAGGAUACUGGAAACGGACAGAAACCAGAACCAGGAUGUGACCCCCUAACCUGUGACCGAGUUGGAGCAGAAGAGAGUGCCAAGAGCAGCCACACAUCGCCCGAAAAGAAAAAGGCCAAAGAACUGUAUGAAAUGGAUGCAACAUCCAGUAGAGUGUGGAUCCUCACAAGCACCUUGUCUACAAGCAAAGUUGUGAUCAUCGAUGCUAACCAACCAGGCACUGUGGUGGACCAUUUCACUGUCUGCAAUGCUCAUGUGCUUUGUAUUUCCAGCAUUCCAGCGGCCUGUGAUACAGAUUAUCCUCCUGGAGAAAUCUUUUUGGAGGGAGAUGUGAAUCCCGAAGAGUCAUUGGGAACAGAUGGAGUCUUGGCAGGCAUCACAUUAGUGGGCUGUGCAACCCGAUGCAACAUCCCCAGCAGCAAUUGCUCCUCGAGGGGAGACACCCCAGUGCUGGACAAAGGGCAAAAUGAGGUGUCUUCAGUUAGUAAUGGAAAGAUCAAUCAAUCCCAGUCCACCGAGGAGGCAACUGAAGCCACGGAGGUGCCAGAAAAUGGUGCAACUGAAAUGGAACCAACCCUUGUCCGGACUGGCCCACUUACAGAGCAUGUGUUUACAGACCCAACCCCAGCUCAGGUGCCUAUGAGGCAGACCAGCGAGAAUGGACAAACAAAGACAGAAUCAGGCACCACAACACAAGACCAAGAGACAAACAGUGGCACAUCUGGAGCUGUCACAAGUGCAGCCCCCACCAUGUGGCUUGGAGCACAGACUGGCUGGUUGUAUGUGCACUCAGCUGUUUCAAACUGGAAGAAAUGCCUACACUCAAUCAAGCUGAAGGAUUCAGUGCUGAGCCUGGUGCAUGUGAAAGGCCGUGUCCUGGUGGCCCUGGCUGAUGGGACCCUGGCUAUAUUCCACCGAGGAGAAGAUGGUCAGUGGGACCUCAGCAACUACCAUCUCAUGGACCUGGGCCACACACACCAUUCCAUCCGCUGCAUGGCGGUGGUCUAUGACCGAGUCUGGUGCGGCUACAAGAACAAGAUCCAUGUCAUCCAGCCAAAGACAAUGCAGAUUGAGACAUCCUUCGAUGCCCACCCUCGCCGGGAGAGCCAGAUCCGCCAACUGGCAUGGAUUGGGGAUGGCGUUUGGGUUUCCAUUCGCCUGGACUCCACGUUGAGGCUCUACCACGCGCACACCCAUCAGCACCUCCAGGAUGUGGACAUUGAGCCCUAUGUCAGCAAAAUGUUAGGAACUGGGAAAUUGGGUUUCUCGUUUGUGCGGAUUACAGCUUUGCUUAUCGCUGGCAAUCGUCUCUGGGUUGGGACUGGGAACGGCGUCAUCAUUUCCAUCCCUUUGACUGAGACUGUCGUCCUCCAUCGAGGUCAGCUCCUUGGGCUCAGAGCUAAUAAGACAUCUCCAACAUCUGGAGAAGGGAACCGACCUGGUGGAGUCAUACAUGUAUAUGGCAGUGAUGACAGCAAUGACAAGUCUGCCAGCAGCUUCAUCCCAUACUGCUCCAUGGCCCAAGCUCAGCUCUGCUUCCAUGGGCACCGGGACGCAGUCAAAUUUUUUGUUUCUGUGCCUGGGAACGUUCUUGCCACAUUGAAUGGGAGUGUGCUGGACAGUCCCUCGGAGAACCCCGGCACAGAUGCUGCAGAGGCCGAGGAGGGCCAGAAGCUGAAGAAUGUCCUGGUACUGAGUGGAGGAGAAGGCUACAUUGAUUUCCGGAUUGGCGACGGAGAAGACGACGAGACGGAGGAAAGUGCGGGAGACGUAGCACCUGUCAAGCCCAUCCUCUCCAAGGCCGAACGAAGCCACAUCAUCGUGUGGCAAGUUUCAUACAUCCCAGAAUGAGAUCCUCCUUUUCUGACACGAUAACUUUUAAUUUCCCAAUCCCCAAUUCCCUAAAUGCCAAGAUGUAUAUAAUACGGAACUCCUGCAUUAUAAUCCUACUGUUGGAAAAAGCAAACCCCAGGCGGGCAAUAAGCACCUGCCCGAUGGCGGUUCCCCUCACGUUCUAAGCUCCCAAGCUUUGCAUCAUCAUCCAUCUUGGGCUGGCUAGCUUUACGAAUCGACUGGGUUCUCCCCAGCUUUCCAAAACAGGGAAAGUGAAGCUUGGCAAAUGGGGUGCCAGGAUAAACAUGGGAAGAACGGGUUUGGCUUGGAAGGGCUGGGUGAGAUAGAUGUUCAAGACACUUCUUUCCUGAAUUUAUGUGCAUGGGGAAAAUGAAACGAAUUGCUUCUUGCCUUUGCCUUCAAACUUUGCCCCCAGCAUUAGGCAUGCAAUUAGUGUACAAGCCAAUAUGAAAGAAGUUCUUUCCAAUGAUUAUGUAGAAGCUUUCCCUAGCCUUUCUCUCCUGCUCUGUAUCUGUGGGGUUUGGCCAUGGGAGGGUGGGGGGAGGUACAUCCAAGACAGCCAGGGAAUAAGUUGGAAGCGGGUUCAGGAAUCCAGGAUGUGUACUUGUAAGGCAGCCAUGGGCAAGCUUUGGCUGUCCCUCCAGGUGUUUUGAACUUCAACUCCCAUAAUUCCUAACAGCCAGUAGGCUGUUAGGAAUUGUGGGAGUUGAAGUCCAAAACACUUGGAGGACCAAAGUUUGCCUACGUCUGUUAUAAGGUGUGCAAAUGGUGAUUACGUUGACAGUAAACGUCUGUACACAAAGCAUGGCCACAAAGGCAUGCUAUGGCUUUUCAUUGCCAGAGCUAUUUAGACCUAGGCCUGUAAAAUACCUGGAUGGGAGACCAUUGAGAUGCUUGUUGAUGUUGUUCUGAAUGACUUGGAAGAAGGAUGGAAUUCAAAAGUCACAAAUACAUCAGUCAAUUUCCUAGUUGAAAGGCUAAGAGGCCACAUCUAAUAGCUUUGAAGGCAAUAUGAUUAUCUCCUUGCCAUUUAGAGGGGAGAGUGGAGGGGCACGCAGCACUGAGUAAAUAAGUAUCUGAGAUGUUCUUUGAAAUAUGAACAAACCACGAGCCCCGUUUUGUGUUCAGGUCCAGCUUGGGUUCAUCUUGUGGUCUUCUGGCAGGGAGCAUAUGGUGGCGAGCCCUUGCUUGUAACUCUCAGAAUCCUCAGUUGUAUCUGGCCGAUGAUUUGGGAAAUAAAUCAUUUGAAAGAGAGCUUAUGCUCACACUUUUGUAGCAAGCAGAAAAAACAUGCUAGGGAUCGGAAGAUGGAGCGAUGUCAUCUGUGGAAAAAGAAGGAGGAAGCAGAAAGGAAGAGCAGGAAGAAAGGGACAUAGAAAGAAGAGAAUUUUCUUUGCAGAUGGGAGAAAGGAGAAAAAGAAAUCUGAUAGAUUUUAGUUCACCCAUAACUUGUGCUGGAAAAGUCAGGAGCAGCAGUAACUGCAAGUAGAUAGCUAUAUAAGAUAAAUUACUCUGGGAUUAGGGUCAGAAGGGGUUGCAGCUGAUUCAGAGCCUUGUCAAAAUCAACAUUUUCCAGCUUGAAAACUAGAUAAAGAAAUAGCAGAAACAAUCCAGUUGUGAAGUAUGUUGGUAAUUGAAAUCCCAUGGAGCCCUCAUGAGUAAACGUCCUAUGAAUUCCCACCCAGGUUCUUAAAAAAUUGAUUUCUCAAAAAUGUAGGCCAUUUCCCAACCUCUCACUUGGGAUUUGAUCCCCUUCUCCUUGGCUGGGUCAAUGGUAAAGCCUCAGAAUGGCCUUGCCAUUGUAACAAGUGCCAGAGAUGGAGUCCAAGGAGGGUAUUAUUUACAGUGCAACUUGAGGUAUGAUUCAUGACAGUAUGGGGAGGAGGGACAGAAAGGGAUGGAGAGAAGGUUCAAUAGGGACAGCGGACAGAGAAGGGCAAAGAAAGGUAGCAGCUUCAAUAUGAAGUGAUGGGAGUGAGCAGAGCCCUCUUCAGAAAUGUAGAAACCUGGCAACCAGGAAGACAAAUAUGCCAUGCUUGAAAAGCGAGAAAAAGAUCCGCAAUGCUAAACUUGCAACUUCUCCUUACCCCCAAGACUGCAAUUGCUCCUGCAUGGAACAACUCAGAUCUUUAAACAUGUAUAAAACUAUGAAGUCCCUUGCAAAUCCUGUUUCCAGUCACAAACACUUCGAGUUUGCCUCAACUGGCUACUUAAGAUGCAGAAAACGCCCUUUCGGAGUUUGAAGUGAGCUUUCAAUAAAAACAUAAGCUGGCAAAAAAUAUAUGAUGCUGUGGGUAGAGGAAGAUAGAAGGCUGGCAAUUGGUAAACAGCAAGUGAAAAAGGGUUUGACUUAACACACAUUUUCCCUGCUGCAUCUUCACUGUGAUGUAUGUAAAACUCAAAUCAGUAUGCUAUGAAAAGGUUUUUAAAAAAUGUGUUUCAGGGCCUGAAUACUCUGGCAAUUUGGACUGAAAUGUAUAAAAGGCUGCUGUGUGGGGGGAAAAACCCAUGAACACCUUUAUGCUUUGUCCCUUGUAUUCUAUCAUACAAAUCGACUGUAUCUGUUCUGUAUGUAAUAAAACAUUGUUAACAUCA
Molecule: messenger RNA, 6810 nt
Organism: Anolis sagrei ordinatus
Lineage: Eukaryota; Metazoa; Chordata; Lepidosauria; Squamata; Anolidae
Source: RefSeq, a predicted model, not a curated record